Phaedon cochleariae (mustard beetle) is the source of this 711-nucleotide messenger RNA. Lineage: Eukaryota; Metazoa; Arthropoda; Insecta; Coleoptera; Chrysomelidae. The record is from the annotation of a GenBank genome assembly.
UCUACGCGUGAUCCUUGUUACGUCAAUCAGGCAGCUCAAAUUUUAUCAAUUUUUGAAGAUUUGAAUGGAAUUAUGGAAACCGUCAGAUUGAAACAUUCUAAACCACAAAAUUAUUCCAGCAAUAAAAUACUAGUAGGCAACUGGUUUGAACAGCAAUGUGAAUAUAAAAAAAAUAAUUUCAGGCAUAAUACCGAAUAUAAAGAUCUAUAUAAACCCAAACCUUACACCACUUACCCACCUGCAGUUCUUUGGGAUGCAAGAAUAAAGGCUAAAGGUGAUGGAUUCUACCCUGAAAAAUCGACAGAGGCAACUCCCAACUUCUAUGACAAUUUCUCAACGACCUAUGACCUUUCCUAUAAACAUUUUCCUCAUUUUUAUAAAGACUCAAUAAUUCCCAGAGAAAUGAAAUUGAAACUUCAUACAUAUCAUCCUACUGAAGAAUAUCUCAAAAGCUAUGGCAACAUUACGAAUUUUGGUCUAUUUGAUGCCAAAAAGAAUGAAUGGACAUGUGAUGUUCAAGACACAAGGGUUACAGAGUAUGAAGCAGACUAUAUUCCCCUUGAAAAACACUCAUACAAAUUCAGCAGAUGGACAAGACCUACAGCAGUCAAGUCAAAAUAUGGCAAGGAGCAUAGACCCUACCCUCCUGAUCAUCCAAGAUUUUCAAAAUUCGACCCUAUAACAUGGGAAUGUAAAAACCACUUAUUCUGA